Pocillopora meandrina is the source of this 898-nucleotide messenger RNA. Lineage: Eukaryota; Metazoa; Cnidaria; Anthozoa; Scleractinia; Pocilloporidae. The record is from the annotation of a GenBank genome assembly.
AGAGAAUUACUUGAAGCUUAUGGAGAUGCUACAAAACCGGGAAGUUUGGAAGGUGUGUCGCGUUUUGCUCGUAUACAUCGUCUGAAACCUGCCGAAGCUCAAAAGAUUCUCGAAAAAGAUUUGGCAUACACGCUCCAUCGACCGAGACGACGCGGAAGAUUUCCCACCUUACCCGUAUUGGUGUUUGGUAAAGACGAGCAAUGGGUUGCAGAUUUAAUGGAAAUGCAACCUUUGGCCAAAUAUAAUAGUGGAAAUCGUUAUCUUUUGGUAGUCGUGGAUGCGUUUUCAAAAUACGCUUGAGUAGAACCCAUAAUAUCUAAAACGGGAAUAGCCGUUACCGAGGCUUUUAAAAAAAUCUUGAAACGCGCCGAAGGAAGAACAGAACAAACAGUGCAAACGGAUGAUGGAAAAGAAUUUUACAAUGACACAUUUCAAAAAUUGAUGAAAGAUUAAGAUAUUCAUAGGAAGUAUAGGAAUGAGACCCUCAGAAGUGACUUUGGAAAAUGCUAGUGAUGUGUGGGAUACAUUGUACGGUAAAAAAUUAAAACAACAACGCAAAUCGAAACCCCGAUUUCGAGUCAACGAUAGAGUUCGAUUAAACGAAAAAUCCAGGAUGUUUAAAAAAGGAUAUUUACCAGGUUGGACUGAAGAGGUGUUUAUUGUGUCAAAUGUGGUACCUGGAGUGGUCUACACCUAUAAAGUCAAAGAAAUGGACGAUACGCCCGUGCGAGGUACUUUUUACGAACAAGACUUGCAAAAAGUACAAAUACCCGACGACGCUUUGUAUCGUAUAGAAAAAGUCCUUAAACGCCAAGGCAAUAAAGUUCUUGUCAGUUGGAAAGGUUUCCCUCCGAAACAUAAUUCUUGGUUGAACAAGAAAGACAUUCAGAAGCUAUGA